CGGCGGUCCUAAAAGCGAAAGUAAAUAGUCCGACUCCGCGACAGUAAGUUUGUCUUGUAUCGAGAGCACACAGUUUGCAGCCUAAGAGAGACUCUCCCACUGCUGCUAGGAUGAGUGGCUCUCAGGAGAGAGAGGAGGCUGCAGGUCCCAGUACGAACCCCAGACUAGAGUCUGCUGCACACAGCUGUGUGCAAAAAAGCAGCAAACCAACACACUCUGAUGGAGGACUACAGACGCACAGACCUCCAUCUCCAGUGUCCAGCUGUGUGUCCAUGAGGAGUGAUCGGUCCAAGGGUGAUAUGCCCACAUUCAGCAGUGAACCAGUUCCAUCUGGUCUACAAGUACAGACGCACAGACCUCCAUCUCCAGUGCCCAGCUGUGUGUCCAUGAGGAGUGAUCGGUCCAAGGGUGAUAUGCCCACAUUCAGCAGUGAACCAGUUCCAUCAGGUCUAAAACAACAGACGCACAGACCUCCAUCUCCAGUGCCCAGCUGUGUGUCCAUGAGGAGUGAUCGGUCCAAGGGUGAUAUGCCCCAAUUCAGCAGUGAACCAGUUCCAUCAGGUCUAAAACUACAGACGCACAGACCUCCAUCUCCAGUGCCCAGCUGUGUGUCCAUGAGGAGUGAUCGGUCCAAGGGUGAUAUGCCCACAUUCAGCAGUGAACCAGUUCCAUCAGGUCUAAAAAUAAGACUUGCUCCCGAGGAGGGUGGUGCUGCCAGUCUCACUGAGGAACAACACACCAGCCAUGAAACAUGGAGGUGA
Messenger RNA from Alosa alosa (allis shad), 761 nucleotides. Its product is annotated as flocculation protein FLO11-like. Lineage: Eukaryota; Metazoa; Chordata; Actinopteri; Clupeiformes; Clupeidae. The record is from RefSeq and is a predicted model, not a curated record. The transcript is spliced from 7 exons. Bases 111 to 761 code for a protein of 216 amino acids.